GCGAACUAGGCGAAUCAUAGUGACUAUGUUUAAGCCUGUUUAAAAAAUGAUUGGGCUGUGACCUGUGCGGGGUGGGGGGAGGCUGAAUGGCGAGACGGGCAGCCCGUUUGAGAUGCGCCGGGUUUGCAGCCUCGCUUCCUUCUAAAACCCUAUAUUCACGCUUCCUUCUCGGAAACACAGCCAGUAUUUGUGUGCCAUCGCCGCCGCCGCCGCCGCCGCCACCGCCGUAGUCGUCGCUGUUUCGAGGGUAUCGGCCUCAGCCUUUGGCAAUGACCCUUUGAUCGCAAAUUCGGCUUUCUUCAAGCGUAACGUUUCAUGGGGACGAAAGAUUGAACAAGCCCUAGCUGAGUUCGCGGAGAUUUGAUCGCCGUCGAUCCAAAAGAUUUUUUUUUAAAAUCUGAUUCGCUACGAAUUCGAUUGCUACAGGAACUGGUACGUCUUUUCUUCUUGUUCCUUGUUCUUGAUGUCAGGGACGAAACGAUAUCGUUUGGGUGAUACGUAAUUCUUGGGGGUCUCUGUUCUCCGUCUGUAUUGAUUCACAUCUUUUUCAGAAAUUUUAUUUGGAUGCUGAAGUUUCGAUCAUGGAUCUGUUUUUGGUGUAGAACGUGUAAAAAUUAGAUUUUGAGGUCUCUUAGGGAACCUCAGAAUCUGCGUCUUGAAACGAAAACGUAUACCUUUACCCAUCUAUGUCUGAACAUAGAUGUCUUUUGUUUCAUUGUUUGUAGUAUGAUCCUGAACAUAAAUUUUCAAGAUUGUCGCCAUGCCUUAAGUAGAUGUUGAAUACCGUAAAGAGAGUGGUUCAACCCUUCUCUUACACAUCCGAUGUGUUCAUCCUCGUGCCAAUGAGCAUGUAGUCCUGUUUGUGUUACAUUCUGUGUGAUAGUUCGACAUCUGAUGGAAUCAGAUAUCAGUUUCAGUUCUUAAAAUCGAGCAUCGAGUUGGCAUAUACAUGGACAGCCCAGAUCAACACAGCAGCGGUGUAAGGCGUGGCCUUAAACUACCUGCUGUUAAACCAUGUGAGUCGGGUGAGGGUCUGCCAUAUGCCCCUGAAAAUUGGCCGGGUCCCGGAGAUAUAUGGCGUUGGAAAGUAGGGGUGAGAGUUACGACCAGUGGUUUCUUUAAUGAUAGGUACCUGUAUCCUCCCAAGCAUCUACCUUCCGGUGGUGAUAGUGCUCCCCGGAAAGGUGGUGCAUUUUCCAGCAAGCUUGCAGUUGAACGAUAUAUCCGUGCAGUCUUUCCUGAAGUGGAUGUUGAAAAGUUUUUCUCUUUGUUCAGCUGGAAAAUUCCUUGCAAAGACACGCAUGGCAAAACUUUCAGGGGCACUCGAUCAUCUGUACCUCCACCUCUAAUAUUCGAAGUCUCAGAUGAAGAUCCAAUGCACGAUGACGAGUCUAUUCAUGUGGUUUGCAAGGCUGGUAAUAAUAAGUGCAAAAGUCUGAUGCUUAACGGGGAAAACCCAUCUUUACCCGCAAUGCAGUGUGACAUUUGUUGUAGCGAACCUAAUUUCUGCACCGAUUGCUGCUGUAUCCUUUGCUGUAUACCCGUGAGCUUAGAGCAUGGAGGGUAUAACUACAUCAAAUGCGAGGCUGUGGUUCAUGAAGGUUAUAUAUGCGGACACGUGGCUCAUAUAAACUGUGCUCUUCGAGCCUACAUGGCUGGAACCGUUGGAGGCAGCAUAGGGUUGGAUGCUGAAUACUACUGCAGGCGAUGUGACGCGAAAAAGGACCUAAUUCCACAUGUUUACAGGUUCAAAGAGAUAUGUGGGAUGGUCAAAUCCCAGGCCGAUGUCGAGAAGAUCCUAAACCUGGGCAUCUGUAUGCUUCGGGGCUCGAAGAAAGCCAAGGCAAAAGAGUUGUUGAUCUGUAUUGAAUCAGCUGUCGUCAAGCUCAAAUGCAGAAAAAAUGAAGAUAUCGGGAAUGCGGAUGCCUUAACUGUCUGGCCGGAAAUCUCUGACAAUGGAGAUGCUAAAGACAACGAGACUGUCCACAGUUUGCAAGAGGCAGAGCCAAUUGGACCAAUACCAUUCAACCAUCAGGCUGAAAUGCAGAGACUUGAGGAAGAAAUUUGUCAGGUCCUACGAGCUCUGAGGAAGGCUCAGGAAACUGAGUACCAAAUUGCCGAAGAAAAACUAUGUGCUCAGAAGGAAUAUCUCAACGAUCUGUACGUGCUGCUCGAGAAAGAGAAGUCUGAUCUCUCCCGACGAUUAUCAGACACUGAUGCAAAUGACCUAAUCACUACCAUCCUGACAAGAUUGGAUCAGAUUAAGAAGGAAGUCUCGAAACUUCGAGAAAUGGAAGAAAUAGGAAAGGGAUUCGGUAGGGCGCCGAGGGGAAUUCUAGAGGAAUACUUCCAUCUUCGAGUCGAUGGCUAAAUCUACAAAUUUUGAAAAGAGUUGGGAAGAGAUUCUUACCUCUCUCUAAGCUCGCAGGAAAGGGCUGUCUUUCUUGUUCAUGGAUUGGGACAACGUCUGAUUUGUUCUUUUUGCCAUGACCUCUUCUUCCUCCCAGCUCCACAGUUUUGGCAACUGGCAACUGUUCUAUUCAUGUUUCCCUUGUAUAGAUUCUGAAUUCUUCCAGUCAAAUUUUUGUUUUGAACA
Molecule: messenger RNA, 2596 nt
Organism: Tarenaya hassleriana
Lineage: Eukaryota; Viridiplantae; Streptophyta; Magnoliopsida; Brassicales; Cleomaceae
Product: OBERON-like protein
Exons: 4
Coding region: 950-2371 (473 amino acids)
Source: RefSeq, a predicted model, not a curated record